GCCAAAGUGAAAGCACUUGGGCUGGGACUGGGGCAGGAGUCAGGACUCCCAGGAGAGGGAGUGCGCAGCCCUGCCAGCACUGGGACCCUGAGGCUGGGGACAGAGUCCAGCCUCCCUGCUCACAGGCGAGUAGCCAAGUGGGAGCAGUGGUGCGGUAUCUGCCCCCCCCUUGGGGGGGCGGGACAGGGCCUCGGGCCUGGGCGCUGCCUGGCACCUGGAAGAUGCCUGUGCCCUGGUUCCUGCUGUCCUUGGCACUGGGCCGGAGCCCCGUGGUCCUCUCUCUGGAGAGGCUCGUGGGGCCUCAGGACGUUGCUCGCUGCUCUCCGGGUCUUUCCUGCCACCUCUGGGAUGGUGACGUGAUCUGCUUGCCUGGGAGCAUCGUGUCUGCCCCGGGCCCUGUGCUGGUGCCCACAUGCCUGCAGACAGAGCUGGUGCUGAGGUGCUACCAGGAGACAGACUGUGACCUUUGUGUGCGUGUGGCUGUUCACUUGGCUGUGCACGGGCAUGGGGAAGAGCCUGAAGAUGAGGAAAAGCUUGGGAGAACAGCUGACCCAGAGCUUGAGGAGCCUAGGAAUGGUGAGGAGAACCUGGCUAGCCCAACUGCCCCUCACCAGGCCUACUCUACUGCCCGCUGUGUCCUGCUGGAGGUGCAAGUGCCUGCUACCCUGGUGCAGCCGGGUCAGUCUGUGGGCUCUGUGGUAUUUGACUGCUUCGAGGCUGCUCUGGGUUCUGAGGUGCGAAUCUGGUCCUACACUCAGCCCAGGUAUCAGAAGGAACUCAACCUCACGCAGCAGCUGCCUGACUGCAGGAGGCUUGAAGUCCGGGACAGCAUCCAGAGCUGCCGGGUCCUGCCCUGGCUCAAUGUGUCUGCCAAUGGUGACGAUGUACGCCUGGUGCUGGACGUCUCUGAGGAGCAGCAGUUCGGCCUCUCCCUCUACUGGAACCAGGUCCCAGGCCCUUCAAAAUCCUUGUGGCACAGAAAUCUGACUGGGCCACAGACCAUUACCUUGAACCACACAGACCUGGUUCCCUGCCUCUGUAUUCAGGUGUGGCCUUUGAAGCCCGAUUCCACCAGGACAAGCACCUGCCCCUUUAGUGAGGACCCCCGUGCAUACCAGAACCUCUGGCUUGUCGCCCAGCUGCAGCUGCUGCCCCCACGGGGCUGGCGGCUGGAUGCUCCAUGCUCAGUACCCGCCACGGCCACACUGUGCUGGCAGGCACCGGACAGGGGCCCCUGCCAGCCGCUGGUCCCACCACUGCUCCAAGAGAAUGUCACUGUGAAUAAGGUCCUUGAGUUCCCGUUGCUAAAAGGUCACCCCAACCUCUGUGUCCAGGUGAGCAACUGGGAGAAUGUGCAACUGCAAGAGUGCCUGUGGGCUGACUCCCUGGGUCCCCUCAAGAAUGACAUGCUGCUGGUAGAGACACGAGGUCCCCACAACAACAAAUUGCUCUGUGCCUUAGAACCCAGCGGCUGCACCCCCUUGCCCAGCAAGGGCUCCACGAGGGCAGCUCGCCUUGGAGAGCAGUUACUACGAGACAUGCAGUUAGGCCAGUGUGUACAGCUGUGGGAUGAGGACCUGGGAGCACUAUGGGCCUGCCCCAUGGACAAGUACAUCCACAAGCGCUGGGCCCUGGUGUGGCUGGCCUGCCUACUUUUUGCCGCGGUGCUUUUCCUUCUCUUCCUUCUCAAAAAGGACCACGUGAAAGGGUGGCUGAGGCUCUUGAAGGACAUCCACGCAGGGGCUGAGUCGGCCGCUAGGAGCCGAACGGCUCUGCUCCUCUACUCCGCCGAUGACGCUAGCUUCGAGCGCUUGGUAGGCGCCCUGGCGUCGGCGCUGUGCCAGCUGCCGCUGCGCGUGGCCGUGGACCUGUGGAGCCGCCGUGAGCUGAGCGCGCUGGGGCCCCUGGCCUGGUUCCACGCGCAGCGGCGCCAGACCCUGCAGGAGGGCGGCACGGUGGUGCUUCUGUUCUCUCCCGGGGCCGUGGCGCUGUGCUGUGAGUGGAUGCAGGACCGGACGUCGGCACCCGGGGCGCGCGGCCCGCACGACGCUUUCGCCGCCUCGCUCAGCUGCGUGCUGCCCGACUUCUUGCAGGGCCGGGCGCCUGGCCGCUACGUCGGGGCCUACUUCGACACACUGCUCCACCCGGACGCCGUGCCCGCCCUUUUCCGCACCGUGCCCGUCUUCUCACUGCCCUCGCAGCUGCCAGACUUAAUAGGGACCCUGCAGGGGCCCGGUGCCCCCCGCUCUGGACGGCUAGCGGAGAGAGCAGAGCAAGUGUCCCGGGCACUGCAGCCCGCCCUGGACAGCUGCUUCCGGCCCCCUGCGGGUCCUGGGGACUCCAGGGACGGCACGUGGGUUGGGACCUGAGCAGGGGACAGGACUUGAAUAAAGGCAGACGCUAUUUUUCGA
Messenger RNA from Manis pentadactyla (Chinese pangolin), 2411 nucleotides. It is a transcript of the gene IL17RC, whose product is annotated as interleukin 17 receptor C. Bases 222 to 2369 code for a protein of 715 amino acids. The record is from RefSeq and is a predicted model, not a curated record. The transcript is spliced from 19 exons. Lineage: Eukaryota; Metazoa; Chordata; Mammalia; Pholidota; Manidae. Gene Ontology annotation, molecular function: interleukin-17 receptor activity.